UCGACGACUGACAAGGUAAACGCACUUUGUCAAUGUGCAGGCGUCCAGCACCGACAUCGUUUGCGAGCGUCGGGUGUUGGCUACUCUCUAGCCCCGUCACCCACCGCGCCGUCACCGGCCGCUUCGCGGCGUGCGAAACGCUCGCGUCUCCGCCACCGCUGGCCACCUCCGCGUUUCCCUGCGCCGCCACCAGGGGGACGCUUGCGCCUUGCCCCCUGGCCUGACGCGCGACCCUGCGCAGACGGCGCGCUCCGGCACGGAGCAGCGACCGCCCAGGCAGUCGCUGCUCCGCCCGCGCACCGCUGCCGCCGUCGCCGCCGCCGCUCCGCCCUUUCCAUCAGUGUGUCUCGUGUGUGAGAGUGUGCUGUCUGUCACGCUUGUACCUGCGAGCUGCGUCUCUCCUCCGAGGCUCAGGCUGUGUCUUCUCUCAUAGAUCUGUCAACGAAAACCGCUGUCGCACAUCUUUGAGUCAAACUCUCUCCUGUCGGUGUCGAGGCUGUCGCGUGUCGUGUGCGCGCGGCGAUUGUAACCCGGGAGGCCUGCGCAGCUUC
Emiliania huxleyi CCMP1516 is the source of this 551-nucleotide messenger RNA. RefSeq lists its product as hypothetical. Lineage: Eukaryota; Haptophyta; Isochrysidales; Noelaerhabdaceae. The transcript has 2 exons. The annotation marks the transcript as partial. The record is from RefSeq and is a predicted model, not a curated record.